Messenger RNA from Peronospora matthiolae, 1353 nucleotides. NCBI's taxonomy places the organism in Eukaryota, Oomycota, Peronosporomycetes, Peronosporales, Peronosporaceae. The record is from the annotation of a GenBank genome assembly.
AUGCGGAACUUCAUCAAAUGUACCCCAUCAAGUACGGUGACCGACCCAGCUUCAAGGAGUCAAUUUCCGAGCGCUUGGCACCCAGUGGAUGCAUUUUCGGGCGGCCUUGAGCUACCUUCGAUUGCGACUUCGGUGGAACUCCUUCAAGUUAAUCUCGUCCGGCAGUCAAUUCGUCAAAGCCGUCAAGACUAUUCCACUCCGUUCAAGUGGUUUGUUCCCGCUCAAGCUGCGAUUGACUCGGCUUUCGGCGGUCAAGGUUCGGGUUUGGAUUUUCUCUACAUCCCGCUUUCGCCUUUGGCUCAAUCUUCUCGCUGGCACGCCAUUACCGACUACUGGAAGGCUGCUAUUGCUACUUGGAGCACCAAGAUUUUUCCCAAGCUUCAAUUUACGAACCCAGUUGUGACCAAGCUUACGUGGCCGAUUUGGAAUAAUUUUUUCAUUCGGUUUAUGGAGGACAAGCGGACACUUGCAGUGCUCCAUCGGAAGGCCUGCAAUUUUCUCAGUCAUCAAGGUGUUACAAGGAUUUUGACUUUUCUCUCCGUUUUUGGCUCGCUUCCGGAUGAAGAUACUCUUCGGAUUUCGUUGGCUUCCUCUUCGAUCAAGCCGGGCCGCUCGAUGACUUCUGUGGUACAAAAGCUGGCUUCGCGACUUGCUUUAUCCGCACACUAUCAAGAUUUCGCGAUGUUUCCGCUGCCACCUGAAAGGAUGGUCGGCGCACUUCAUGUAUGUACUUUCGAUGGUGUUGACAUUGCCACGCCGUCAAACCGGAUCAUCAAGCGUCUGUUGCUUGAUCAAGAGCCGCCGCCCCUUCCACUUCUCCAGCUUUCAGUUCCUGAAGUGGUUAUUGGGUCUUCACAUUGGGCGCUCGAACGGCUGCUCCAACGCGAUGUUCUGCCAGUCUAUUCUGACUUCGUCUUUUGGCUCCAGCAUAAUGGACUUGGUUUCCGGUACAAGUACCAUUGGCACACGGCGGACGUUCAUUGUGUUCACAGUUGUAUUACUCCGGAAAACCCCCAUCAUUUACUAUGGGAUUGCUAUAUGGCCAAGCGUCUGUGGCUAUUAUUUCUUCCCCCGUUUUCACGAAUUUUCCAGUCUACGAUCGGCUGGCCCCAUGUUUUCUUUCUGCUUCACUUGUACAUUCCGGUGCGUCGCCAAGAUCUGUUUGGCUCGCUACCUCCGGUUCGACUCUUCAACAUGGUCUGCAUUGUUAUUUUACGGACGCUUAAGCUCAAUAGCAACAAGGCGAUUUUCGACCCCCCUGCUCUACAAUUUAUGGGUGUCUUCCGUCAAUGUCUGACCAUGGUUCGUCUUCAUCUUCAGCAUUUCUUCAUGACGAUGAAGCACCCGCAAUAG